This is a messenger RNA of Pygocentrus nattereri (red-bellied piranha), 1741 nucleotides long. It is a transcript of the gene gkap1, whose product is annotated as G kinase anchoring protein 1. The coding region runs from base 137 to 1267 and encodes 376 amino acids. Gene Ontology annotation, biological process: signal transduction. Gene Ontology annotation, cellular component: Golgi apparatus. The record is from RefSeq and is a predicted model, not a curated record. The transcript has 12 exons. Lineage: Eukaryota; Metazoa; Chordata; Actinopteri; Characiformes; Serrasalmidae.
AUUCAGCGGUCGACUUUAAAAACGCGUUCCGCUUCUACCUGUGUGUCCAAUCCGGCCAACGUAGGGUCUGCAGUUUCAGCCUGUCUGUCUGCGCUCGCAGCGGAGAGCGUCAGUUGGAGACUCCUGCAGAAACACAAUGACCUCCACAAUGAUCUCAGUCCCCACCACAGCGUCGCGCUUCGCCCUUCUGCAGGUGGAUUCAGAUUCAGACUCUGAUUCAGAUGCAGGCAAGCCUAAAGGGGGUCGGGAAGCUGGAAAAUCACGCACGGGGAAAUCUCCAAGUGGCAAAAUGAAUCAAAACACAGAGAAGAAGAAGGAGAAGGAGAAGAAGAGACGAAAGAAGGAGCAGCAGCAGAGUGAAACCAAUGAGCUCAGGAGCCUAGCCUUCAAGAAGCUGCCUCAGAAAUCCUCAGUGCCACCACCCUGUACUCUCACACUGCAGACUUUGGCCAAUGAUCUGCUGCAGCCCACAGCCAGAGAUCGUUCCUCGGCUCCUCAGGAAAACUGGCAGGAUUGGAAGCAGAGAGAUGAACAGUUGACCAGUGACUUGUAUGAGGCAGACCUGGAAAAGGCUUUAAUGCUUAGUAAACUAGAGUUUGAGGAGCAUAAAAAGGAAGCUGCCAGUAUGGAGACACCAUCACCAAAGUCCAAAGGAGGAGGGAAAAAAGAAAAGAAGAAAAGCCAGCAGGGAAAAGACAAACGCAUCACAGUGUCCCUGAAAGACUUUCAGCAGGAGGGAAGCAUGGAUCCGCUGAGUAAAAGGCAAGAGAGAGAGGAGUCGAAGCUUUUGAACCCAGCGGCCCGUGAAGAGAGGUUCUUUAACCAGCUGGAGGAUGAUGUGAGCCGGAUCGUGCAGCGAGACAAGCGCAGAGAGCAGUACAGCAGCAGCGCCGGCCAUGAGGUCAACACCUCCUCUGAACAAGAGCAGGAUGUUAGAACUGAACAGUUAAAGUUUGAGUUGGAAAAGAAAGACCAGGAAAUUCAAAAGUUGAAGAAGACUAUUUCACAAUGGGAGGAGAGAUAUAAAGAAGUGAAAGCAAGAAAUGCCCAGUUACUUAAGAUGCUUCAGCAAGGAGAGAUGAAGGACAAAGCAGAAAUCUUGCAGCAGGUGGACGAGCUUCUGAACAUCAAAGAGGAACUAACAUCACAGGUGACAUUGCUGCAUGCAUCAUUAGAACAGGAGAGAUCAAAGGUGAAGGGCUUACAGUCAGAACAACCAAAACAGACCAACCGGAGGGGGAAGAAGGGACCAGAGGGAGAUUUAUGAAGAUGCAGUUUAGAAAUAAAUGAACAGCUUUAGGGCUCCAACCUCCUGGCUUUUGCUGUCAUCAUUGACCUGCACCUACACUCCACACUUCUUCUCUGAAACUUCAAGUCCCAGACAAAUCCCAAGAACACUGUGUCUCACUUUUGACUCCUCUCAGUUGCAGUUUGGCUGUGGAGGAAAUUGUACUUGUGUGCUGCUCGUUUGAAGACGGCCUUAAAAGGGAAUUCAUAGAUUUUUCUAUAUUUUUGUGUAAUUUAAUCAUGGAGAUGCAAAGUCAUUCAGAGUGGUUUGAUGGGAGUUUUUUCAUUGUAGAGGAGUUUACUGACGGAUUAAUUGUCAUGUCUACAACACAUGUAGCCCUUUUGUUUACUCUGUCCUAAACCACCGGUGAACCUGUGUGUUUUUGGGGGUGUGAUGUUGAUAAUUGUAAAACAGUGGUAAAUUUGCAAGAAUUAAAAAUAAGUUCCAUUUUGC